Messenger RNA from Colius striatus (speckled mousebird), 2277 nucleotides. RefSeq names its product sperm-associated antigen 4 protein-like. The record is from RefSeq and is a predicted model, not a curated record. Gene Ontology annotation, molecular function: protein-membrane adaptor activity. Gene Ontology annotation, cellular component: nuclear envelope; meiotic nuclear membrane microtubule tethering complex. The transcript is spliced from 8 exons. Gene Ontology annotation, biological process: nuclear envelope organization. Bases 1104 to 1997 code for a protein of 297 amino acids. Lineage: Eukaryota; Metazoa; Chordata; Aves; Coliiformes; Coliidae.
GGGAGGCCUUGGUUGAAUGUACUUUGUGCACACAGUAUAAAGAUAGAGAGUUCUCGUCAGAGCAUUGGAGUAUUCUUCUGAAUUUAUUGCAGGUAGCUUUCUGAAACUGAAAGGAUUUGACUGAUAAUUGGAGGACGUGGUUGAAUUUACUGUGUGAACACAGUGAAUAUUCUUUUGAGAAUUGGGGUACCAUUCUGAAUUUAUUUCAGGUAGAUAUCUGAAAGGAUUUGACUGACAAUUGAGGAUUCGGUUGAAUUUACUGUUUGCAUACGUUUAAAUUUAGAGAAUUUUUGCCUGAGAAUUUGUUCAUUGUUCUGAAUUUAAUACUGACAGGUACUGGAAAGUGAAAGGAUUUGACUGAUAAUUGGAGGAUUCGGUUGAUUUUACUGUGUGCACACAGUUAAACAUCCAGAAUUUGUGCCUGAUAACUAGACUACUCCUGUGAAUUUAAUGCUGGUAUAUAUCUGAAAGUUACAGAAUUUGGCUGAUAAUGGGAGGGCUUGGUUGAAUGUACUUUGUGCACACAGAAUUCUCGUCUGAGAAUUGGAGUGUUAUUCUGAAUUUGUUACAGACAGCUUUGUGAACCUGAAAGGAUUUGACUGAUAGUUGGAGUUUGUGGCUGAAUUGACGCUGUGCACACAGUGAAAAUUCAGAAUUUCUGUCUGAGAAUUGGAAUACUCUUCUGAAUUUAUUUCAUGUAAAUAUCAGAAUCUGGAAGGAUUAGACUGAUAAUUGGAAGAUUCGUUUGAAUUUACUGUGUGCAUACCUUAAAAAGUACAGAAUUUUUGCCUGGCUCAGAUAGACAAUGUCCUGCAGAAGAUGGAUGCAUCCCCACAGAUGGAGCUGGGUAGCGAGGAUGCUUCACUGCAGGCAGGCUGGAGAGAUGAUUCUGUGGUUCUAAUGGGCCUUUGGCCUUGAGGAGUCUGUUCCCGAUGUCAGUGACACCUUUGUGCCAGGCAGAAGGCAGCUGUGUUGCCCAGGGAGCCCCACCCUGUUCGGCAGUUGCCUGGGGCAGUUGCUUCUGGAGAGCUGCUUUCGCCUGACCAGGCAAGGACUGGGACUGAGGAGGGAGGUGUGAGCAGGUAGCCUACCUCUGCCCAGAGAUGCCAGGAAGGAGGGUACGUGCGACAAGAUGCCAAUGUCUCAACUGGAAGCCAGGGAAGGAAGUAGUGGAGCCAACCCCCUGCCAGGAGAGCAGGGUCAUCAACGUAGAGACUGAACUCGACUUGCCACCUAGGGUAAGCAAUGUAGAGGCAGAAGUCAUCUUGCCACGUAGGUUCAUCAGUGUAGAGACCCAAGUCAGCUUGCCACUAGCUCCCAGCUCGGACACUGCUCCAGAGCAGCCGGUGGCAGAGUGCCACAGAGCCCAGGAAGAUGCAGUUGGCAUUUACUGUGGGACUCUGCUGUCAGCGUGGAGGAUGCAGGCGAAGGCAGGCACAGAGGAAGAUGACAAGGGAGCACUGGAGAUGUCUUUUCAUGUCAACAUGAUGAAUUCUCAAUGGGCCCUGAAAAGCUUGGGUGCCACCAUUGACAUGAAGAGAACUUCCCCCACCUACAGGUGCGGAUGGAAGUGGGGCUACAGUCUUUUGCUGAACAGAAGGUGCACUGAGGAUGAGCCUGACACCAUCUUGCAGAUGGAUGUCUCCCAGGGCAAGCGCUGGUGUUUCCCAGGGCAUUCUGGCUACAUUGUCAUCAGGCUGCCAGCCCGAGUCCACCUGACUGCCAUCGCUGUGCAGCACAUCGUUGAGGAAGACUCCUUGUCUGUGGCUGCCAGCAGUGCUCCCAAAGGCCUGGCUGUCUAUGGAUUUGAGGCUGAAAGUGAAGAGGAAACUUGGCUCGGUUCGUUCAUCUAUGAUGUGGCAAAAGAGUCCAUUCAGCCCUUCUCUCUGAAGAUCUCCAGAGCUUUUUCCUCCGUCAAAGUUCUUGUGAUGAGCAACUGGGGAAGCCCAAAGUACACGUGCAUUUCUCGAGUCCGGGUUCAUGGGAGGAUGGCAUAACAAGAGAGACCCGGAUAGAAGGCAGAAACUGGAAAGGUUCCAGGGUUUCAUAGAGCCCCAGUCCACCAUCUCCAGCUCUUGGGACAUAAAUUGUAGCUGCGAGAGAUAAGCAGAAAUGGACUGAAGAACAAGAGGCAAUGCCUUUAUGGCUAUUACCUAAAUGUAGGAUUAUAUUAGUGACAGAUGUCGGUUAGACAGAAUAGAAUUAUUAGUGAAGAUAAAUGCCGUGAGAACGUAUUCUUGUGCUUGUUUGGGGGCAGACUGUCAAGGCCAUGUGUGA